AUGAACAAGUACGAUGUUUUAGGUGUCGUGGGUGAAGGAGCCUACGGCGUGGUGUUGAAAUGCAAAAACAAGGACACCAAUGAAGUGGUGGCCAUCAAAAAGUUCAAAGAGAGUGAAGAGGACGAGGUAGUCCGAAAAACCACCCUGCGCGAGGUGAAGAUCCUCCGUAUCAUGCGGCAUGAAAACAUAGUGCAGCUGAAGGAGGCCUUCCGUCGCAAGGGAAAGCUCUACCUGGUCUUUGAAUUCGUGGAGAAAAGCAUGCUUGACAUUUUAGAAGCCAAUCCAAAUGGCGUGGACACUGAAACAGUCCGUGUCCUGACUUGUCAAUUGGCGCGAGCCAUUGAGUACUGUCAUCGGCAUGACGUCAUUCACCGUGACAUCAAGCCAGAAAACUUGUUGAUCAAUCCUGCGGAUAAUGCACUGCGACUAUGUGACUUCGGGUUUGCCCGGACCAUGAGCGCGGACACUCCACUGACGGACUACGUCGCGACUCGGUGGUACCGCGCGCCAGAGCUCCUUUUAGGUUCCACACAUUAUGGAAAGGAUGUAGAUAUUUGGGCGGUUGGCUGCAUCAUGGGUGAACUCACAGAUGGCCAGCCGCUUUUCGCCGGCGAGUCGGAGGUAGAUCAGCUCUUCGUUAUCCAGAAGGUGCUGGGACCGCUGACCCCCGAACACAUGGAGAUGUUCCUCAGAAAUCCACGUUUUUUGGGCAUACAGUUCCCGGAUGUGAGCCGUCCAGAGACCCUGGAGAAGCGUUACCUGCGGCGGAUGCCAAAGCUACAGAUGCAGCUGCUGAAGGGCAUUCUUGUGAUGGAGCCCCGGCGACGCCUAAGCGCCCGGGAGAUGCUGCGGAUGCCUUGGUUUGAGGCGGUUCAGGGUUUAGGGUGUAGGGUUUAG
Messenger RNA from Symbiodinium pilosum, 897 nucleotides. The record is from the annotation of a GenBank genome assembly. NCBI's taxonomy places the organism in Eukaryota, Dinophyceae, Suessiales, Symbiodiniaceae.